GCUUACGCCUCAUCCUGUUCCUGUGGCAAAAGAGGUGACCUCUCGCUCUCUCUCUCUCUCUCCCUCUCUAACUAACUGCGGAAGAACAUUGAUUGAAAACCCAUUAUACAAAAAAAUGGCGGGCUUCUGCACUUCACUGGCAUCACUAAAAUAAAUAAGCUAGUUGCCAUCUGUGUACCGUCAUAUUAAAGAGGGCGAAGACUCACCUGUCACUCUCUACCAGUCACCUUCCCCCUCCCUCCUUAAGAACGGCACAACUCAUCUCAGGCACAUUACAUAUAUGCAUGGCUUCGGCCUCCUAACCGCCAUCAGCCAGCUGCGCAGUUCCAGAGAAGUAAAGGGCGCCUUUCCUCUCCCUCUCGCGUCCCGUCUUCUCCCUCCAUCAUGGGGGUGCCCGCACCUUCCCCCCUCAAUCCUCUCUCGUCCGAAGACCCUGAGACCCAUUUUCCCCACAGCCUCUACACACACCUCUUCCGCUCCUUGUUCAAGACUGUGAGUAGGAACCUCCUCCUGUUUACCGUCUCCCUCGAAGUAUCCACCUUUGCGUGGUGGGGUUGCAGCCCCACCACCUACGCGGUUCCUCUCUUUUUCUUGCUACUGUGUGCCGCCAUGGCUCAGUAUUGGCUCACCCGCCCUCGCCCCGUGUAUUUGGUGGACUUCUCCUGUCUCAAGCCACCUUCCCAUCUGAGGGUACCGUUCAGCACCUUCAGCGAGCACGCUUCCCUGGUGGGGUUCCUCAACCAGGAGAGCAUCGACUUCAUGAUGAAGGUCAUACGUAGCUCCGGCCAGGGCGAGAUGACCUACCUCCCCCCUCCCCUGCACUUCCUCCCUCCCAGGACCAACCACAGCGACUGCGUUGACGAAGCCUGCAUGGUCCUCUUCCCCGUCAUGGAUGAUCUCCUCGCCAAGACAUGCACCUCCCCUCGGGCCAUCGACUUCUUGAUCGUCAACUGCAGUGGCUUCUGCCCUUCCCCCUCCCUCACCUCCAUCCUUGUCAACGCCUACGGCAUGAGGGAGGACAUAAAGACCUACAACUUAUCCGGGAUGGGGUGCAGCGCCGGAAUCCUGGGAGUCGACUUGGCUCGAAGGCUCCUGGACCUGCACCCCGACUCCAUAGCCCUCGUGCUCAGCACGGAGAUCAUCUCCACCGGGUGGUACCCGGGGAAAGACCGCAGGAAACUUGUGCUUAACUGCUUGUUCAGGAUGGGAUGCUCCGGGUUGAUGCUGAGCAACAGGAAGGAUGCGAAGCGCAGGGCCAAGUAUGAGUUGUUAUGCACGGUGAGGACUCAGAUGGCGUUCGACGACCGAGCUUACAGGUCGGCGGUGCGGGAGGAAGACGAGGACGGCAUCACCGGAGUGACACUCGAGAGAGACCUGCUGCACGUGGCCCGAGAGCUGCUCGUCGCGCACCUUUCGGUGCUGGGUCGCCGGAUCCUGCCCUUCAGCGAGAAGGCACUGUACGUUCUGUGGAUGCUGCGCAGGAGGUACUGUGGCUCCUCGAAGGAGAUCCACGUCCCGGAUUUCAAGUCGGCGGUACACCACUUCUGCAUUCCGCCGUCGGGCAAGGGCCUGAUUAAAGAGAUAGGGAAGAGCCUCAAGUUGAGGCCACAGGACGUGGAGCCGGCGCUCAUGACGCUGCAUCGCUUCGGCAACCAGUCGGCUGCGGCACUGUGGUACGAGCUGGCGUACAUCGAGGCGAAGGGGAGGGUGAAGAAGGGCGAUAAGGUGUGGCAGGUGGGGAUGGGGACGGGGCCAAAGGCCAACAGUGCUGUCUGGAGAAGCUUGCGGUCCAUCAAGGCCGAGGGCGGGCCCUGGUCCGACUGCAUCGACGCCUACCCUGUUGUUGACUGAUGUAUUGUUUUGCUGUCGUGCCCCCUCCAUAUUGAAGAAGACCAUGGCUCGUAAGCAGUAAUGUUCCGGCUAGAUAGCACUGUUGUUAAGCUCAUUUCUCUAUCUUUUCUUCCGUAAUGAUGAUUAUGAGUUCAUGGUUUUC
Molecule: messenger RNA, 1993 nt
Organism: Nymphaea colorata (pocket water lily)
Lineage: Eukaryota; Viridiplantae; Streptophyta; Magnoliopsida; Nymphaeales; Nymphaeaceae
Product: 3-ketoacyl-CoA synthase 7-like
Exons: 1
Coding region: 385-1851 (488 amino acids)
Biological process (GO): fatty acid biosynthetic process
Cellular component (GO): membrane
Molecular function (GO): acyltransferase activity, transferring groups other than amino-acyl groups
Source: RefSeq, a predicted model, not a curated record